CUCAAAGAGCUCCACAGUUUGAAACACGUUUGAAUUUCUCCGGUAAAUUCAUCAUUAAAGAUGACGAUAUUCAUUUGGAUAACUGUCGUGAUUUCAUUCUGCAGUGCACAGACGACCAUGGCCAGUUCAAACUUGAAUUCGAAUUCAAGUGAAUUCACAGCAGCUCCAAUUCUAUUCAGAUCUGCUUUCAACGGUCGACCUCCGUUACCUAACCGGAAAGAAAACGUUUCAACUACCGAAAAGCCUAACAUAAAAAUUAAUGAAAUCGACGUAGUUAAAGAGAUCGAAGAAAAAGUUUCUGAGAAAACGAAUGGCAGUGAAGAAAAUGAUGAGGAGAAUGGCAACGAGAGUCGUUACAAGAAGAAUGCAAGAAAAGAAGACGAUAGCGAUGAAAGUGAUAGUGAUGAGAGCGGCAGCGAUGAGAACGACGCGCUGAUUGAAGGCGUCGAGAAAGAUGACGAGCGACCAAGCAAAUCAAGCCGUUGGCGUCCAACUCGUUUCGGUAGCUCAUUUCGGCUACAACCUGUGCGCCGACCAAUUGAUUAUCAUCGUCCUAACUGACGUGUAGCAAGCCAACGAAAUCAACUGUGUCUGGUGCUUUAAAUCAUUAAUUUAUUUGACCAAAUUAUAGUUUAGAAAACAUUAGAGAUGUAAUACACAACUUAGAGAUCUUACAAUACAUCCUGAUGUUGUUUUCUA
This is a messenger RNA of Daphnia carinata, 699 nucleotides long. RefSeq lists its product as uncharacterized. Lineage: Eukaryota; Metazoa; Arthropoda; Branchiopoda; Diplostraca; Daphniidae. The transcript is spliced from 2 exons. The record is from RefSeq and is a predicted model, not a curated record. Bases 61 to 561 code for a protein of 166 amino acids.